ACCCGGAAGUCGGGCUCCGGGGGCUCCUGCACUUAGUCGGCACAUUAGGAUGUGGAUGUCGCCUGCGUUUCGCGGCACAUUUACGCUUGGAAAUAGGCGCCGUACAUGACAUCAGACAGGCGACUAUUCGAUACAGAAACGCGAUAAAAAGCAGACAAAGGCGCAGCCAGCAUUUUAUAGCAGUAGCCUGAGGUAGCCGCUUUGCCAGGUCGCCUUUUACACCGGUUUGCUGCUCUUGAGUACCGGGAUUAUAUCGACCGAUUUAGGUAGACCGUGAUUCGAUGCCUGAUCAAGGCCCUAGGAUGAAUGGUUUCUCUAUCGGCGAACUGUGCUGGCUCUUCUGCUGCCCCCCGUGCCCGAGCCGUAUCGCGGCGAAGCUUGCCUUUCUGCCACCGGAGCCCACGUACUCGGUACAGACGGACGCCAACGGCACCACCAGCCUCCAUUUAACGGAGCGGGCGGACUGGCAGUACUCCCAGCGAGAACUGGACGCCGUCGAGGUGUUCGAUACCAGGACGAGUCGGGGUAACCGUGUGGGCUGUAUGUUCGUGCGCUGUGCCCCCAACAGCCGCUACACCCUGCUGUUUUCCCACGGCAACGCUGUGGACCUCGGCCAGAUGUGCGGUUUCUACAUCGGUCUAGGGUCGCGGAUCAACUGCAAUAUCUUUUCGUACGAUUACUCUGGGUACGGCGUUAGCAGCGGGAAGCCCUCCGAAAAGAACCUGUAUGCCGACAUUGAGGCCGCCUGGCAGGUCCUGAGGACGAAGUAUGGUGUGACCCCUGAGAGCGUCAUCCUGUACGGCCAGAGCAUUGGCACGGUGCCCACGGUGGACCUGGCAUCCCGCUACGAGUGUGCCGCUGUCAUCCUGCACUCGCCGCUCAUGUCAGGGCUCCGUGUGGCCUUCCCCGACACCAGGAAGACGUACUGCUUUGACGCUUUCCCCAGCAUUGAUAAGGUAUCCAAGGUGACCUCCCCUGUCCUGGUCAUCCAUGGCACAGAAGACGAGGUCAUCGACUUCUCGCACGGCCUGGCCAUCUACGAGCGCUGUCCGCGCGCUGUGGAACCACUGUGGGUAGAGGGGGCGGGCCACAAUGACAUCGAGCUCUACUCACAGUAUCUAGAGCGACUGAAGCAGUUCAUUUCCUACGAGCUGCCCAGCUCCUGAAGCCUGCCCCCCCCCCCC
This is a messenger RNA of Brienomyrus brachyistius, 1184 nucleotides long. RefSeq names its product abhydrolase domain containing 17C, depalmitoylase (gene abhd17c). Gene Ontology annotation, biological process: protein depalmitoylation. Bases 282 to 1166 code for a protein of 294 amino acids. Gene Ontology annotation, molecular function: palmitoyl-(protein) hydrolase activity. The record is from RefSeq and is a predicted model, not a curated record. The transcript has 3 exons. NCBI's taxonomy places the organism in Eukaryota, Metazoa, Chordata, Actinopteri, Osteoglossiformes, Mormyridae. Gene Ontology annotation, cellular component: plasma membrane; endosome membrane.